AUGGCACACAAAAACGGCACCGGAACGGUCCCCGUGGAGCCUUGCACGGAGGUUGCUUUUUACUGCGUCUUCAACGCCCACAUGGACGAGUCUCGACCCAUAACAGCCAGUUCCGUUUGGUUCCAGGUUCUAAAUACCCGCGGAAUCCGCGGUCAGCUCCAUCCUCAGCCACACCACAUCCACGCUGACGGCCUUGACUCCUCCGCUGCCUAUUAG
Messenger RNA from Aspergillus nidulans FGSC A4, 216 nucleotides. RefSeq lists its product as uncharacterized. NCBI's taxonomy places the organism in Eukaryota, Fungi, Ascomycota, Eurotiomycetes, Eurotiales, Aspergillaceae. The record is from RefSeq and is a predicted model, not a curated record. The coding region runs from base 1 to 216 and encodes 71 amino acids. The transcript is spliced from 4 exons.